CGUUGCUUAGCAACCGACGUCGCCCGCGCGCGGGAGCCAGACGAACGCAAGCCCCGCCUUCUUGGCGGUUUUACCUCAGAGGGCUGUUGCUAGGCGGCAAAAGGCAGGAGCUCCGUGUAGGCGGCAAGCUGUGGUAAGAGGGCGGCUCCUUGGCACUCCGCAGCGCCGCGAACCUACUUUCGCCUCCACCUCCACCAUUGGGCACUAGGCUGUGCCAGAUGGCAGCCUGUGAACUGCAGUAGCCAGGCGGUGGCGCCCGACGGACCCGGGAAGGCUGCACCAGCCUCUUAGAGAGAAGCUGCAGAUCGACGAAUUGUAUGUUCCAAGCCACCCCAUCUCCGAUCCCAAAGGAGAAUUACUGACUAGAUUCCGAAGGCUCUGCAUCAGUAAGAUUACUUCUUUGUAGGGAAAAUGAAAAAGUCCUCAAACACAGCAGGUACUGGUGCUCCAAACUCAGAUAGUCACAAGACACAGUCGGCACGUGCUGCAAAGAUAAAGGCAAGAAAAGAAGAUAUUUCAGCAACAAUAAUACAGAAGGCCUGGUUCAUUUAUGUGGACAAAACAUUGUUUAAACUCCUAAAACACACAGUUUGUGCAGCGGAAUAUUGUGUGGCACACGAACUGCUGGCGAGAGUGAACCCCAUAGAGGCUGAGCUUCUUAAAGAUCCUAGCAUGAGGUGUAAAGUCAGAUUCAGAUUUGGUGGUGAAACGUUUCCACCUUUUAUCGUGUUCAAAAUUUUUUUUAAAAACGAUGGCCAUGGUUACAAGUAUUUCAGUGGGAAAGAUUUACUAAAGCCGUCAAGUAAGGCAGUGGCUGAUGCUUACAAGAUAAUGGGGGAAAGGAAAUUUUAUCAACAAAUUAUGGAAGAUGAGCAUUUUUUCCAGAAAUUCAAAAUAGCUGAUCGUAUGGAUGUUGUCACGGUGCAAGACUACAUGCAAUACUGCAGUCUUCUGGAUGAGACCCCCGCAUCAUCUGGUGGCAAGAAUAACCACUGGCGAAAAUUAAACCUCGGAAGCAUUCCCAAAACAAUGAUGAUGUAUGACAUUGUUGAUUAUGCGGAGUCCGGAGUAAUCUCGAACCGUUUACAAAAAGAAAUGAAAUAUUUGGUGCAGAAGCCAGAAACAGAAGAGAUGCGUCAGCACCAGCUAGAGAUUGUUUCUAAAGUUAGGUUUCCAAGCAUUACAACUGUCCGGCCUUUUUACCAGCCUUGGGAAGAGCAAGGUAAAGCGAAACAUCUGGGCCGUCGAUCCAAGCAGGCACAAAAGAAGGUUGAAAGAAUGAGAAAAGCCUAUAUGGCAGCUAAAGAAGAGAAGGCUUCCUCCAAGGAAGCACAGUCAGACAGGUCAGAAGAGAAGACGAGGAGGAUCAUCUUCUCCACCCCAUCUUUUGAAAUUGUGGCAAUUGAAGAGCCCCCAACAGACACCCAACUGGAAGAAGAAGAAAGGGAACUAUUUGCCUGGUAUCAAGACCUGUAUGUUAAACAGUCUUCAUUGUUUUGAAACACUAGUGGACCGAAAGUCACAGUUGUUUGACAAUGUCGUUGGCUCUCUAUAAAUAAAGAACAGCCCAAGUAGAAAAAAGUCUUUGGUAUGCUUUCUUAACCAGAUGGCUGAUAUAUUUGGAAGCUCCUUU
Molecule: messenger RNA, 1633 nt
Organism: Myodes glareolus (Bank vole)
Lineage: Eukaryota; Metazoa; Chordata; Mammalia; Rodentia; Cricetidae
Gene: CXHXorf58
Product: chromosome X CXorf58 homolog
Source: RefSeq, a predicted model, not a curated record